CUUAAUCUGCCAUUCAUUCCAAUAUCGCCAACACCAGUUCUUCGUGAGGCACAGUAGUCAAGAUGGGUGCCCUCAAAUACGUCGAAGAACUUCACAAGAAGAAGCAAUCCGAUGUCCUUCGAUUCCUUCUCCGAGUCCGCUGCUGGGAGCUCCGACAAUUGAAUGUCAUCCACCGCGCUUCUCGACCUUCUCGACCGGACAAGGCCCGUCGCCUGGGAUACAAGGCCAAGCAGGGCUAUGUCAUCUACCGUGUCCGUGUCCGUCGUGGUGGUCGCAAGCGACCUUCGCGAAAGGGUGCUACUUAUGGCAAACCCACCAACCAGGGUAUAAACCAGCUCAAGUACCAACGAUCUCUCCGAUCCACCGCCGAAGAGCGUGUCGGUCGUCGCUGCGCCAACUUGCGCGUCCUCAACUCAUACUGGAUUAACCAAGAUUCAACCUACAAGUACUUCGAAGUCAUCCUCGUUGACCCUCAACACAAGGCCAUCCGCAAGGAUGCCCGUAUCAACUGGAUCGUCAACCCUGUCCACAAGCACCGCGAAGCCCGUGGCCUUACCGCAACCGGCAAGAAGUCCCGUGGUUUGGGCAAGGGUCACAAAUUCAACAAGACUACUGCUGGAAGAAGGAAGACCUGGAAGAGACACAACACCCUGUCUCUCUGGAGAUACCGCAAAUAGAUGUGAGGUCUGUGACGGACCUGUCUGGGUGUCAAAGUGUGGUUAUGAUAUGCGAAAACGGAUCGUUUCCGCAAAUCUUACGUUUGGGAUCGUGUCUAUGGCCGCAAGCAUACCCUUUGCAUGGAAAGCGGUGGUGUGCCGCCUGGCGAAAGCUAUCCACUGCAUUACGCAGGUUUCAGUGGCCCCCGUCUCUGAACGGAUGAUACCAAAAAUGAAUGCAAGCGAAAUUUUUGAACUGCAUCCAACCGGGCGAGACGACCUAUUCGUGCUCACCAGUGUUUCCUUCUUGUUCGGCUUUUCCUCGAGCUGUCUGCAGGGAAUAUUCUUUACCUUCUUUACCGCCCUUCGCAUUCUGUAUCCGCUUAGAUCGACACGCAAAUAGGUACACCCCCGUGCGAGACACCUGGGUCGGCUUUUAUGUGUGGCACGUGACGAGGGUUUUCACGAAUCAAAUUUUCCCCGCAUUUCACUUUCGAAUGUCCGCAU
Molecule: messenger RNA, 1163 nt
Organism: Exophiala viscosa
Lineage: Eukaryota; Fungi; Ascomycota; Eurotiomycetes; Chaetothyriales; Herpotrichiellaceae
Product: ribosomal protein L15e
Exons: 5
Coding region: 63-677 (204 amino acids)
Biological process (GO): cytoplasmic translation
Cellular component (GO): cytosolic large ribosomal subunit; ribosome
Molecular function (GO): structural constituent of ribosome; RNA binding
Source: RefSeq, a predicted model, not a curated record